Closterium sp. Yama58-4 is the source of this 810-nucleotide messenger RNA. Lineage: Eukaryota; Viridiplantae; Streptophyta; Zygnematophyceae; Desmidiales; Closteriaceae. The record is from the annotation of a GenBank genome assembly.
AUGCCCGGCUACAAUGUGGGAAUGGGCUCUGGAACAGGGGGGGGCUUUCGUUACGCUAACGUAGGCAUGGGAUGGGUGAGCGGGGAUGUGGAUGUAGGGUUGGGUUUAGGCAUCAAUCACAGUGGGCAGAGCCUUAGUGUGGUGGUGGGGAACGCGGAUGCCAGGGUGGGAAGGGAGCCAAGGGUGGCACCGGAGAUUAUUGAAUAUCCCGUAGCCGAAGAGGGGAGGGGUGAUGCUGGGCAUUCUGGCAACGGAGUCCCCACUGGUGUGUCCCCAGAGUCCACGCGCCCCGGUGGGCCGUUCAACCCGGCGGGAAAUGGGCGAAAUUCACGUCAACCAUACAGCGCCAACGCGAUCGAUACCGGAGUCAACGAUGAACCGCCACGCCGGCGACUACGCGAUUGGCGCUCUUCUGCGUUUGACGAGGACGGUGGGGACGAGUUGCAUGCUGGCCUCACGCAGGUUUUGUCACUGCCGUGGCCUGAUACCGAGGCUAGUGGGGAUGCUCAGCAUGCUGGGACUGAUGAGCCUGGAUUUGAGGGGGAGGAUGACCCGGAGCCAGACGGUGCAGAUAAUUGGGAUGAUGAGGAGGGAGGCAUUAGCGUUCAGACGGGAUUCCAUCGCAACAGGAUGGGAUCGCGAUACAGAAUUGGAGGAAUCCAACUACUGCACUGGGCUCGUUUGUUCGCACCCACCCGUCGAUACGGGAUAUACACGAGCAACGCAGCGGAGACGAAGAAAAUCCGGAUGCUGCCCCCCAACGUGGUUGCUGGCGUCAUUGUGGGACUGGUUCAGGGACAAGUGGGUUGA